AUGCCUCCCAAACCUGCAGUCCGUGGCGAGUACAUUGAAACUGAAACCGGCAACAAAAUCAAUCGGAAAGCCAGUGUCCUUGGACCGCGUCAUAUUAUUUUGGCGGGCAAGUGUGUCAUCCAGCACGACGUCGUGAUCCGCGGUGACCUGGUCCGUCCUUCGCAACCCAAACCCCCGACCCAGCAGGGCGACCAGAAGUCGGCCAGCCCUGAUCAGACCUCCAUCCACCUCGGUCGAUACGUCUUCAUCAGCCCUGGCUGCACCCUCCAUCCCCCUUCCCGGCUCACCACGGUCGCCAGUCCCAAUGGCGGCGAGCCACAGCAGAUCAUGACCUACUUCAUGCUGAGAAUAUCCGACUACGUCUACAUCGGCCCCAACACGCACGUGAGGGCGGCGGAGAUCAAAAGCAACGUCUACAUUGGUGCCAAUUGCACAAUCGGGAAUAUGGUCAUUAUCAAAGACAACGUGAAGAUCCUCGACGGCACUGUCCUCCCUCCCAAUACCGUCUGGGCCGGCGGCACCGUCAUUGCGGGCAGACCUGGGAGAGUGGUUGGAGAAAUCGGCGAGGGUUGGGCUGCCAGCGGGACUAGUGGCUCGACUGUGGAUGAGGGCGUCGGAAUCAGAAGCAGAGAGAGGUGGGCAUCUGUUGGGAAUAAGCGGUGA
This is a messenger RNA of Capronia epimyces CBS 606.96, 663 nucleotides long. RefSeq lists its product as uncharacterized. The coding region runs from base 1 to 663 and encodes 220 amino acids. The record is from RefSeq and is a predicted model, not a curated record. NCBI's taxonomy places the organism in Eukaryota, Fungi, Ascomycota, Eurotiomycetes, Chaetothyriales, Herpotrichiellaceae. The transcript is spliced from 2 exons.